ACGAGGAAGGCUUCUCCAAAGGCAGCACCGUGUACACACGGAAGGAGAGGGGGGAAAACCGGACCAACACGCACCCGUUUCAGCAGCGAGAGUAAAAACCCCACAAGCACCAGCACGAUGAAGUCGUACCAGAAGCUGACGCAGCCAUCAGCAUGCCGGCUGGAGGAGGAAGGGGGUACCCCAGCACCCACCGGCCAUGGGAAGCUGGCCCCAUGCUGGGUGGGCAGCGGGCUGCUGGUGGCUGCCGUGUUGCUGAGCGCCAUCACUGUCUGGGUGCUGCAGCAGGUAUCAGUGGGCUGGCCCCGACCCACAGUGCCCCCCAAGUGUCUCCUCGUACCCGAAAGCCACCGCUUUGACUGCUACCCGGAGCGGCGCGUGGUGGUGACACAGCAGCUCUGUGAAAGCCGAGGGUGCUGCUUCAUCGAGAGCCCACCGCCGGCAGGGGGCAAGCGAGGGGUGCCCUGGUGCUUCUACCCCCCUGACUUCCCCAGCUACAGCCUGGAGAGCCUCAAUCAGACAGCACUGGGCAUGGUGGGGUUGCUGGUGCGGCGGGAGAAGGCCUAUUACCCCCGGGACAUCGAGAUGCUGAGGCUGGAUGUGGAGUUUGAGACGGACACGCGGCUGCACAUCAAGAUAACAGAUGCGGCCAACCCACGGUACGAGGUUCCUCUCGAGGUUCCUCGGGCAAUGAAGAAAGCAGAAAAUCCCAUCUACAGUCUGAACUUCUCCUGGGAUCCCUUUGGUGUGGUGCUGUGGCGCAGAGCAACAGGGACGGUGCUGCUCAACACCACUGUGGCCCCAUUGAUCUUCGCUGACCAGUUUCUCCAGAUAUCCACAUUGCUUCCGUCGAAGUUCCUCUACGGGCUGGGGGAGCACCUCGGCCCCCUCCUGCACAGCAUGGACUGGAGCACCCUCACGCUGUGGGCCCGCGAUGUGUCUCCCACGGGAUCGUUCAACCUGUACGGUGCUCACCCCUUCUACCUGCUGAUGGAGGAAGGUGGAGAUGCUCACGGGGUUUUCCUCCUCAACAGCAACGCAAUGGAGGUGGCUCUGCAACCCGCUCCAGGCCUGACCUGGAGGACCAUCGGGGGGGUGCUGGAUUUUUACAUCUUCCUGGGGCCCGAUCCCAACAUGGUCAUCCAGCAGUACCAGCAGGUGAUAGGUUUCCCAGCCAUGCCGCCCUUUUGGGCUCUCGGCUUCCACCUCUGCCGCUGGGGUUAUGGAUCCAGCAAUGAGACCUGGCAGACCGUGAGAGCCAUGAGGAACUACCAGAUCCCUCAGGAUGCACAGUGGAAUGACAUCGAUUAUAUGGACGGGUACAGGGACUUCACCUUCGAUUCCCAGAAAUUUGCCUCUCUCCCGUCGCUGGUGGAAGACCUGCACAAGCACGGGCAGCACUACGUUAUGAUCCUGGAUCCUGGCAUCAGCAGCACCAACCCCAAUGGCUCCUACUGGCCGUUCGAUGAAGGCUUGCGACGGGGCUUGUUCCUCAACACCACCCAAGGGCAGACGCUCAUCGGGCAGGUCUGGCCUGGCUUCACUGCCUUCGCAGACUUCUCCAACCCGGACACACACCAGUGGUGGCUGGAGAACCUGCAGCGCUUCCAUGCCCAUGUACCCUUCGAUGGCCUCUGGAUCGACAUGAAUGAGCCGUCCAACUUCAUGGAUGGGUCUGAAGAAGGCUGCCCAUCGGGAGAGCUCGACAGCCCACCCUACACACCAGCCGUGCUGGGGGAUUCCCUCUCUGCAAAGACAGUGUGUGCCUCCGCAAAGCAGAAAGCCUCGGUGCACUACAACCUCCAUAACCUCUAUGGACUGAUGGAAGCCAAAGCCACAGCGAGUGCCUUGGUCCAGAUCCGGAGGAAGCGCCCCUUCGUCAUCUCCCGCUCCACCUUCCCCAGCCAGGGCCGGUACUCAGGGCACUGGCUGGGUGACAACCGGAGCCAGUGGAAGGACAUGUAUUACUCCAUCCCAGGGCUGCUGAGCUUCAGCCUCUUUGGCAUCCCACUGGUCGGGGCCGACAUCUGCGGCUUCUCCGGCAGCACCUCGGAGGAGCUGUGCACUCGCUGGAUGCAGCUCGGUGCCUUCUACCCCUUCGCUCGCAACCACAACACCCAGAACGAGAAGGCCCAGGACCCAACGGUGUUCAGCCCUGCAGCAAGGACGGCCAUGAAGGACGUGCUGCUGACCCGCUACUCCCUCCUGCCCUUCCUCUACACCCUUUUCCACCGUGCCCACCUGCAAGGGGACACAGUCGCCCGGCCCUUGUUCUUUGAGUUCCCCCAGGAUGUGACCACCUUGGGGCUGGACAAGCAGUUCCUGUGGGGCCGGAGCCUGCUGGUGACACCGGUGCUGGAUCCUGGGGUGGACUCAGUCACAGGUUAUGUCCCUCGAGGCACGUGGUAUGACUUCUACACGGGCUCUUCAAUGAACAGCAGUGGGGAGAUGGUGAAGAUGUCAGCCCCCCUGGAUCACCUCAACCUGCACAUCCGGGAGGGUGCCAUCCUGCCCACCCAGAAACCAGCGACCACCAGCGAGGCAACCCGAAGGAACCCCUUGAACCUCAUCGUGGCCUUGUCUUCGAGUGGCACUGCUUGGGGGGAUCUCUUCUGGGAUGAUGGAGAGAGCCUGGACACCUUUGAGCAGGGCAGCUACUCCUAUGUGGUGUUCAAUGUCACGCAGAACAUCUUCACCUCCACUGUCCUCCAUGCCAGCGCUGAGGCCACUGAAGUCACCAUUGGCACACUGAGCAUCUUUGGGGUGCGAGAACCACCUAGCAAGGUCCUCCUGAAUGGCCAAGAGAAGCCCUUCUCCUACCUGGACAACCAGGUUCUCACUGUGAGUAGCCUCGGUCUUAGCCUCAACCAGGGUUUCUCCCUGCAGUGGCUGUGAGCAGGGGGCUGGGGCUCACCCCCACCCAGCCAUCGAUGUCUGGAAGAUGCUCGGUGCUCCAGACCUUGAAGCUGGGAUGCUGCUAUGAAGGAGGCGGUGGGGACUGUCACCAUGGGCUCCCCCCAGCAAGGCUGGGGAUGGGGAGCCUUGGAGGGGAGGCUCAUGGGUGGUGUGGGAGCCUGCAGUCCCUGCUGCAAUAAAGACACGUGGAGAACUCGU
Molecule: messenger RNA, 3111 nt
Organism: Melopsittacus undulatus (budgerigar)
Lineage: Eukaryota; Metazoa; Chordata; Aves; Psittaciformes; Psittaculidae
Product: lysosomal alpha-glucosidase-like
Exons: 20
Coding region: 118-2892 (924 amino acids)
Biological process (GO): carbohydrate metabolic process
Molecular function (GO): carbohydrate binding; alpha-1,4-glucosidase activity
Source: RefSeq, a predicted model, not a curated record